Messenger RNA from Bombus pyrosoma, 5007 nucleotides. RefSeq names its product kelch-like protein 17. The record is from RefSeq and is a predicted model, not a curated record. NCBI's taxonomy places the organism in Eukaryota, Metazoa, Arthropoda, Insecta, Hymenoptera, Apidae. Bases 399 to 1937 code for a protein of 512 amino acids. The transcript is spliced from 10 exons. Gene Ontology annotation, molecular function: protein binding.
CUACGCGUUUUCCUCCACUUUCGUCACGUUUCUUCCUUUUUACAUUUUUUUCUUCUUUCUUCGUUGAUGUGCGAUACUCGCGGGAUUGCGUUCGCGUUGUAGAAUAACGGGAAGCUGGCAGAGAAAAGGGGAGAAACGAAAAGAAAAGACAAGCGGGAGGAAAGUUUUUGACGAAACAAUGUUUCGCCCCGUGGGAGUGUGAGAUGCCGAGGAUCGGCUGAAAAUGCAGUGUUUCGCGUGCGAACGCAAUACUCGUCCACGUGUGCCACGGAAACAACGAUUUUGCCCGCCGCGGCUCGCUUAGAUUCCUCUAUCGAACGUUCCUGGGCACGUUCGCUCGCUGAGGUCGACGAAAAGUGCCGUCUGCCACGCAGUUGCUGAUAUUCGAUUCAACCAACAUGGGAACUAGAGCCGUUGCUGUGGGGGCGGCAUCAGGAGCUGCGGGAGUAUCUGGCGAGGCAGGUUUAGCCGGCGUACCCAGACUUCUGGAGGACCUGGCUCGACUUUCCGAGGACAAAGACACAGCUGACAUUGUCUUUCUGCUAGGAAGGGACGAGACACCGGUGUACGCUCACAGAAUUAUCCUCCAAGCGAGAUGCAAGAACUUCACAGCCGCGAAGAGGAUCGGAACACCUGGAAAUCCAACGUCAGUGCGUAUGCUACAUGCUCAUCCGGAGACCUUUCGACAAUUCAUUCACUAUAUAUACACAGGCAAGAUUAUGCUUCAGGACAGUGGCAUCUUCGAGAUGUUGGGACUUGCUCAAGAACUAGGAGUCGAGGAACUAUGGAGAAGUUGCGAGGAACAUGUCUCCGCUACGCUUAGUCCAGGAAACGCGUGUGCUCUUUUGACUGCCGCUCUGGAUGCCCAGGAGCGAGUUCCCGGUGGUAAGGGAGCUUGCUCUUCCUUCAUCGAAAGAUGUUUCGCUUUCAUUGGAGAAAAUGCUGUAGACACAGUGAAAACAACGGCGUUUUGUAAUCUUCCAAAGGAUGCACUGGUGAAACUUAUUUCUUCGGACUAUCUAGGAUUGGAGGAAGAAGAUGUUUGGAGAGCAGUACUGAACUGGGCAAAAUAUCAGGCAGGGGUGACGCAGCCUACUCAACACUGGACAGAGGAGGAACGUGUGAGGGUUUGCCAACAUUUAUCAGGAGUGAUAAAUCACGUUCGCCUGCUGCUAAUCGACAGCCAGGUCUUUGCGGAGGAAGUAGAGCCAACAGGAGCAGUGCCUAUAGAGCUUUCCUUGGAGAGGUACGAAUUUUUCAAUCCCGAUCGAUCAAGUGGCUCAAAACCCAUAAGAUAUAGGUAUGCAGCUCUACCAAACAAGUACGCGGAAAUCUGUACAGAUAAGAGGUUACAACCAAGAGUAAGUCCAUUCCUAUUUCCUGGGUCGCAAAUUCUGUCGCGAGACAAGGUGGGUUUCCAGCGUCUCCUCAAUCAGUGGUACGGAUCGCCAAAGCAAAGUUGGCGUUUGGUAUAUCGUGCCUCCAACCAUGAUUACUCUGCAACAGCAUUCCACCGACAUUGUGACGGGAUUUGCCCAACAUACGUAAUUGCGUUGGGAACUCGAGGAGAAAUUUGUGGUGGCUUUAGCGACGCGCCAUGGGGUAAAACGAAUGCUAAAGGGCACUAUAUCUCUUCAGAAAAAGCUUUCUUAUUUACUCUGACCAAUAACCAAGAUGUUCCUCCGACGAAAUACGACAUUGUAAAGAAGCCUUUUGCAAUUUGUUAUCAUCCGGACAUUGGACCAAUUUUCGGAGCAGGAGCUGAUUUACUAAUUUCUAGUAACUGCAACGUGAACAAGGAAAGCUAUAGUAAUCUUCCCCAUAGCUACGAUGGAGAACACGCCUCUAACACUGUACUUAUGGGAGACUACCAUUUUUUUGUAGUAGAUUACGAAGUGUUCACCCUGAGCCACCCAGCUCCCAAAUCUACUCAUUAACAAUAUAAAUAUUUUUCAUUCCAUGAGCUUGUACAUAUAUGGUUGCGUACUUUUUUCUUAAGAAUAGUAAGUUUAGGUAACACCGUUAGUAAGUUGUUCAAUUCAUAAAUGAGUAAAUUUUGAAUAUGAACAGGGUAUAAUUUUACGAAAAUAAAAAUGUAACUUUUUACGCUAUUCAAAAUAAAGAAUGAAUUAAACUUACUUUCGGUUUUUUCAGUGUUAACGAAUAGCCAAUGAGAACCAAUAUUGGCACUACAAUUAAAGACUCUAGCUCUCGAUAGAAUUAAAGUAUGCCAAACAAUGCUUUGUGGUCUGCAUAAUGAGUGUUUGAUAUGCUACGAACGCUACGGUGCAUACGCCGGUGCAUAGCCCGAUUCUCAAGGAACUCGUUAAACAUCGCGUUAAAUUGCCAUGAAAUGACUUCGAAAUCUAAUCUGUAUUACAGUGGCGCGUUCGAAAGUAAACGUGAAAUGUGAAAAUCCACGGAAAAAUGCGAACUACUGAGUAUGCAUUAGAGUAGAGUAUCAAAGACGCCGGUGACACGGAUGUAUGGUCGAUAAGUAAAAUCGUACCGAUUCUACUUAUCCUUGGUUGAAAUUUAAAUUUCAGUUUACUGCAAAACUGUGUGACAAUUCGAACCACGUACUCCAAUUAAAUAUGCAAAACAUGAAAAUUUAUUCACCACAUGAGCAUUAAUUGCCACUUUCUCUUUAAAUAAUUAAUUAGAAUACUCACCUUUUCCCUCCAUUUUUGUGCUUAUCCAUUGCUCCGAAACUUAUCCUAAAUUUCAUCCUCACAAUAGUUGACAGAAAGAUACAGUCGUUUCAUUCAGCUACGCUUUGCUUGACACAGUUUGUAACAGAACUGACUACGAACACGCAUUAUUGAAAAUUCACAUCAAAGUUUAUAACACGACAAGAUUAAUGUUCCAAUGAAAUAGAUACAACGCAAUGUUUGCCACUAACUGAACAAUUCAAACUGCACUUCGCUAGUCAAUGCCUAGUCAUUUCGAAUCAACAAUAUACUUUAAUCAUUUACGAAUAACAACUAAUAUAAUUUUAAAAAUUAAAAACUCCUAUAUAAUAAGAAGAAUGAUUAUUUCACUUAAGGAUUUUAAUCGAAAAUAUUACUUUAUUUUCAGAUUGAUGUAUUUCGUACUUUCGCGUGACUAAGACGGUUAAGCGUCCACUUCGAAUGUUCCAUUUUUCAUAUCUCGGUUCUGUGUUCCGUCUUUUCCGAUAGUUAGAAAAAGUGUAAUGGCGCGAAACUUCGUUGUUGCAUCUUUGUCUUAUUAUUUGUCAAUUAUAUGCGGAUACAUACUGCUUUGUAGGUGAGUUACGUAAUAAUAUAGAAUAUUGACUUUCCUCUACGCAGUUCGUGUAAUAUUUGCGGUUCUCGCAGAGGUAUUGCGAAAAUUCUGGUUGGUUCACGCACAUGCGAUUGCUUUUUAUGUGCGAACUAUACGGGCGCCUGUUGGAUGCACGACAUAUCUCAUAAAAAUAUAUUCUAUCGAAACUAACUCAUUUGAAUAUGAAUUUUUAAUAUUCUUCGCGAUGGCCUCGUCAGUUGCGUGUUUUUGCAUUUUCAUACGUUCACAAUUUAUGCCACAAUUAUGUUGAAUAGCCACGUCGGAAUGUUGCAAGUUAACACGGCCAUGUUUUCUAUCGAUUAAAUAUUCCGCGAGUCUUUAUUCUUGGUAUAUUGUCUUAAUCGUUAUCUUUAAAGUAAAUGUCUCUCCUGAAAUGAAUGAAAUAUCUCGAACGUUAAUACUUCGGGGUAUUAAUAUCUCGAAAAAUUAUUUUAACUAUGUUUUAUUCCUUUUUUUAUCCAAAUUUGCAAUUUUUUAGGAAUCAUCAACGAUUCAUGGAGAUGUAAUUAAGUGACGCUGAGAAUCAAUCGGAUAUGUCGUCGAGUAAUGUAAGUGAAUUGAAAAUAACAUUCGAUUGAUUUCAAAUUAACUAUAUAUUUUUUUAAUAAUUUUUUAGCUUUUUUGUUAACGUUAUCAUUUGCAUUUGUUUGUACCAAAAUUCUGUAAAAUAGCUUGCUCUAUAUUAACGCCUUAAUUAACGCCCUAUUAACUAGUUUAGCGCGGCAGUGAAUGGUGCCUGUAACUCUAAUAAAUCGAUAAUUUUACUACUUAUCUAAUAAUUAUUACAUUAUGAGUCGUCGUAGAGCCGUUUUAAAGAUUGUUCAUUGAUCAACAACGCUAAGUUAGUAUCCUUCCAACAAUAUCGCUAAAAACGGGAGCAUAUUCUGAUAAAAAUUGUUCAAUUCACCAACAGCCAUAUACAUUAACCUAGGUAUUGGAACUCCACUGCUAUGGUUUUUAAAAGUAAUUUAUAUUUACAAAUAUGAGGGCCCAGGAAUUCAUAGAUUUGUACUUUACUUGUGAAAUAGCGUGGCUUUGUAAGUAACGUAUACGUCGAUAAUUACAUUAAGUACAUUGUAAUGUAUUACAUUUAUUAUUCAUUUUCUUUCGACGAAAAAUGAUUUAUAUAAUUAUUUAAACUCGUAAAGUACAUUGCUCAAAUUAAUUAGCGUUAUUAGAAUAUGGUAAUCAAUACCUUUUGCAAUUUGCAACAUGCAUAUAGUAUUUUUUAUUGUCAUAGUAAUUCUGAUCAUAUUUCUCUAAUUAUUUCGAGCAUUGUAAUUGAUCGAUUAGUCGCUAUUAUCUACUAGCUAUAUACAAGUAAGUACCUACUGGCCCGGGUCCCGUUCACGCAAAUCUUGCCUAACUAUUAUUUACACCUCCGUUCUCUGUUUACUUGUUACCUGAAAUAUUUCGAUACAAAUGGAAUCAUAACGUGGCUGUGAUAACGACAUAAGUAUCGAUUAAAACUAACCUUACCAGGCCCGGUCAAAUGAGACCGAUUUCAAAAUUUAAUUUAAAAUUGUACGUCCAUUGUUAUUUCUUCUGUUCAUCUAACUUUAUGUAUAUUAUUAUAUUAACAGAAACUGAGAAACUGAUUGAUCAGAUAAUAUAAGAGUUUGAUGAACAAAAAUAAGAAAUAACAAUGAAUGUAAAUACGUAAAUAUAUAAUGAAUAUAAAAAUUAAAUUUUGACCGGUUC